ACAAACCCUAAAAUGACUGCCAAAUUACGAUUUAAACAACUUUACAGCUGAAAAAAUACAUGAGUUUUGACUCGUUCAUGAAAAGUGAAUUUAUGACAAAAUCAUUUUAAGAUGCUGUAAAAUUGUUUAUAUAUAGUCACACUGCCGUCACAUGUCAUCUACUCAUAAUGUAGGGAAAACUAUAGUGGGUUUGAAAAAGUAAAAAAAAAAGUUUUUGUAAUAUAUAAAAUCAACAUUUACUAAUGUGAAGUAUUGUAGAGCUGGAACAACGCAACGCGCGCAAGGGAUAAAGGCGGCUGGUGACAAGAGUGCCAGAGAGAGAAUUACAGGCAGCUGCCCUGUAUGUGUUUGUCUUUUUGUUUUGUUUUGUAAUUAAAUAUUAUUUAUAUUGUUAAGCCGGUUCUCGCCUCCUCCUUUCCCUUUCCCUCAACCCUCUUUACAUUGGUGCUGAAACCCGGGAAGGAGGAGGGAUGCUCAUCGCAGAGUCCUCCACACUGCCGUCACCCAGGGGAGUGCGGCUGCCAUCCGCAGGCCGAGUGGGGACUGGACUCCCGGCCGCCUGGCGCGAUGGAGCCUCUGCCAGGGGCGGAGGAGUGCCCUCCCGUCCUUCAGAAACGUGGAGGGGUCGAGAGAAGACCGCCGUCCGUGAUGGGAGGAGGGAAGCGACUCUACGACCACCUGGAGCGGUAGGGCGUUCUGUCCGCUGGUGGUCGGAGGUCUGACCCGCCCGGGGAGGAGCGGCUGCCGUCCGUCUGAGAGGCUGGAGGAGUGACCGAGGACCUCGCGCGGCGCCGUACAGAACCGACCAUGGUCAGAAGAAUAAAAGAUAUAUCCGAACUGGAAGGCUCUGGAUUUGGUCGACCUUGUCCCAGACACGGACUCAAACUCUUGUUCUGGUUCGCUGAUUACUGUAUUUUUAUUUCUAACGAUGACAUGUUCCUCCAGUGUGAUCCAGCGAGGGGACAUUAUGGAUUUCAUUUUUUUGAGAACAGAAGAAACAAACACAAAGUGAAACUUCUCCCAGAUUUAAAUUUUCCCUACUAUGUGGUCGGCAAUAUGAAUUACCCAGGAGCCGACAUGCUUCCGGACUAUGUUGUGGAAGACUACACUUACUGCCGAGAUGACAACAGCAAUGCAGACCGCAUCAUUGUCAGCGUUCAUGAAGGGAACAGGUUUGGGAAGGUUUAUGUGACCACACACAAUGAUUUGUCCAAUUAUGACCCACAUGCCACAUUCCACGUUACCAGAACUCUCCUCAAGAUAAUCAAAUCAUACCUGCGUUUUGAUGACUUUCUGAGGGACACUGGGUAUCAUCCACAGUACCAAGUGAAGAGAUCUAAUAAGCCAGUUGCUCCUUCACCUUGGAGGUAUUAUGACCCAGAUUGUCAUAUUGACAUUGAAUCACCCAGUUCAUACAGCAGUACAGACAUAGAAAAUGAUGCAACAUCACAAGACUCUGAGAACUUCAGGGAGAAGGGUUUGUGUGAACGUUUCUGUACCAUACUUUAAGACAGUUUUUGAUUUGAAGCUCAUAGGGUCUGUUCCAAACCUCACUAUAGGCACUCAUCGUACCCAUACUGUAUGUACCCUUCCACAGGAAGGAAAUCUCAGAAAUCUGUAAUUAACUCAAUUUUCUGUUUAUAUAUAUACUUAUAAUCCAUUUAAAACUGAGAAGUAUCAAUACAAAUAUUGUAAAGUAAAACGCUUUUUAGAGUAUUGCAUCAUUCCUCUCGCGUAUGGGCCUCAUUUUCUGCCUAAUUUUCACCACUUUAUUUUCAGAAAGUCCAGAGAAUUCAAGCUAAUUGUUAAUAAAUGUUAAUUAUCCAGAGUCCAGUUUCUAAUGUUUUGCUGACUGAUUUGUAGAGUAGUCAUAUUAUGUCUUAAAUUACAUUCUUCUUAAUUAAUUGCUCUAAAAUACAAACUUGCUUCACACCAGUCUCUGAUUAACAUGAAAAAUCACGGCUAUUUCUGGGCCAUUUUUGUCUCAAAUAAUGUGAUCUUUGAAUGAU
Messenger RNA from Xyrauchen texanus (razorback sucker), 2009 nucleotides. RefSeq lists its product as uncharacterized. The record is from RefSeq and is a predicted model, not a curated record. The transcript is spliced from 2 exons. Lineage: Eukaryota; Metazoa; Chordata; Actinopteri; Cypriniformes; Catostomidae. The coding region runs from base 808 to 1509 and encodes 233 amino acids.